AUGCCAGAUUGCGACCCCGACACCACUUCAGACGACAAGGAUGCUCCUACCCCCGAUGAAGGCUCGCCUUCCUCCAGCUCUAGUGACGACCGUUACCUCGCUGACGAGUGCCGUCAUCUUGCCCAUCUCGAGGCCAUUCCUAUCCGUCACGGCGGUCAUCUUCGACUCAUACGCCGCGCCCGCGUAUCUCUUAGCCAAGGUACUUGGUAUGUCACGACCUGGAACAACGGGGGGCCCGAUAUCGAUAUUUGCUAUAGAGUUCCGGGCAGCAAGAACAAUUGGAUCGCCAGAUUCUCCAGAGUUGGUAGCAGUGAAAAGAUGUCGGAGCUUCUAAGCCUUGUCGCGUCUCACUUUACCGAAGAGCAAAAGUCAUACGACCAAAAACAUUACAUCAAUCAUGAGGAAGUGGAAGGAGAAGACGCCACGUCGAUCAUCAUCGAAUCUUUCAAGGGAACGUCCGAAGGACAGGUCACACUUGUGAUGACUGGGCCUGAGGAAAUCCCUGCACUCCAGGCAAGAUUGGGAUUUCGAAUAUGGGACCAGAUGGAGAGGAAUGACUAG
Fusarium poae is the source of this 561-nucleotide messenger RNA. RefSeq lists its product as uncharacterized. The transcript has a single exon. The record is from RefSeq and is a predicted model, not a curated record. Lineage: Eukaryota; Fungi; Ascomycota; Sordariomycetes; Hypocreales; Nectriaceae. The coding region runs from base 1 to 561 and encodes 186 amino acids.